Molecule: messenger RNA, 3219 nt
Organism: Oncorhynchus mykiss (rainbow trout)
Lineage: Eukaryota; Metazoa; Chordata; Actinopteri; Salmoniformes; Salmonidae
Product: organic solute transporter subunit alpha
Source: RefSeq, a predicted model, not a curated record
UAGAAGUUUAUCUCUGCAUGGUUAUGGCAUUGAAGUGAAACAAGUUUAUAUCUCAAGGACUCACAGGAAUGUGAGUCCUUGCAUCAGGGUUAUAGAGUGUGACAGUGUCUACUGUGGGGGAAUGAACUCUCUGCUAUCCACCUGACUCACUGAGUGUGUGCGGAUGGAGAAAAAUGUGUGAGAAGCCCACGUCUAUGGAGAAGUCACACAUGACUCGAUCUACAGGUGUCUGUAGGCGAAGCAAGUUUACAUUUAAAUGCAUGGCUUCUUUUUUAUUCAGAUUGUAUUUUAUGCUACCUGUCUCUCUGUCUCUCGUACUCGCUCUUCCUUUUCUCUUUCUCUCCAUUCCUUUUCUCUUUAUUGCUUUUAUCUUUCUCUCCUUUUCUCUCCAUCUCUUACUAAACCUCUCUGUUUGACUGUAAUCCAUCCAUCCAGGUCUGUUUUUGGAUCAUCUUUCACGUUCUCCCUUCACUUAAUUUGUAACCGGGUAAACUGAUUAGACCUAAUUGUCUCACCCUACAUACUAAAAUCCAUGUUUUUCUUAGCUCAAAUGCAAUAAUGAAGUUGAGUGAUGAUGAGACCAUCUACAUGUAGCCAUUAGCUACAGCCCACUGCCGGAAAGUCUUUAUUCUAGAUUCUGUAUAUGGGGACAGAGUUUUAGGGAUCCAACAAAAUCGAUUUAGCUAGAAAGGGAUGGUUUAUUGAUUUGAAAUUGGUAGAAUUUGAAAAAAGGUGUUAGUUAUCCUCAACACUCUUGCUGGUCUCAGUUCAUGUCAUUACUGGUGAAUGUUUUCAUGACUAAAAGUUACACAGAUACACAACAGAUGGGGUACGUGAUGAAAAACACAGUGAAGGCAAUGAAAUAGUGGCAUUAACAGAGAGACAGUAAUUCGAUUGGCAGAACGCUGAAAUUAAAUGGCUCCAGAUAAUCAGCGAGAGAGAGAGAGAGGUGAUAUUUUGUAUAUAAACCCACAACCUUUAAGAUUGAUGGUUGAACAAUACAAUACCCACUGGGCAAGAACUGGUUGAAUCAACAUAGUUUCCACGUCAUUUCAACAACAAAAAAUAUAUGUGACAACAUUGAAUCAACGUGGAAAGCUGAUUGGAUUUGAAAAAAUGUCACCAAACUAUUAACCUAAAUCCAAUUACAUGGUGAAAUGUUUUGUUGAUUUCACGUUGAAUUUAGGUUGGCAAAUGGAAAUCAAAACCAGAAGUUGGACUGACUGUGGGUAUUUAUUUUCUACUUGGAUUCAUUUGGUAAUAUGUUAACUCUAGCAUGCUUUCCCAACCCCUUUCAUUCCUGUAUGUUGGCUGGCAAGAAACGAUACACCCCAAUCAAAGUUCAUUCUCCUGAAACGUAAACGUGUGCUGGAUCAAAUCAAAUCUAUGGGAAUGUUAUUCCACUGAGAGUUACAGGAGCCGAAUGUGGGUCAUUGGGCUCCCCUUGAUAAGGAAGGUUGCUCAAUAAAUACAGUAGUUCUAAGAUUUGAAUGAAAUACAGUUAUCUGCCAUUCUCUAUGCGAAGGUGGUCUCAUUGACUAGUUGGAAAAUCUGCAGUUUUCACUGAGCAAACAACUUACUCAUCAUCAGUCAGAAGUUAAUUGCGGGGGAAAGUUCAAUAUCUAUUGCUGUCUGCUUCCUCGCACCUCAUAUAACUGCAGUCAGUGGGCAAGAGAUACAUCACUGGUAGUUUAUUUUCUGCAUAUCCUCACAACCUGGCUGGGAGUCCUCACAUUACCGACUUCAACUGACUAUGGACAUGGAAGAAGCUCUCAACAGCACCAUCCAUCCGAGCUGUUUAGAAGAACCUCCGCUGGCUAUCCAUGUCAUAAAGCAGCUGGAUGUCUUUGGUGUGGCUCUGUACUCCAUGCUGACCCUCAUGUCUACGCUGUCCCUGCUGCUCUACCUGGAGGAGUGUGUGUUUAUCUAUAGAAAAGUCCCGUCUCCUAAGAAGACAACUAUUAUGUGGGUCAAUGGUGCUGCACCGGUCAUUGCCACCAUGGCUUGUUUUGGGAUGUGGAUACCAAGGGCUACCAUGUUUACAGAUAUGACGUCCAAUUCGUACUUUGCAGUGGUGGUGUAUAAGAUCUUGGUUCUGAUGAUAGAGGAGAGUGGGGGUAGUGAGGCCUUUCUGAAGAGCAAUGCCCAGAAAACCUUCAAUAUCAGUGUAGGACCCUGCUGCUGCUGCUGUCCCUGCUUGCCACGCGUUCCAGUCACACGGUGCAUGUUAUUCUUGCUGAAGCUGGGGGCUCUUCAGUAUGCUAUCUUAAAGACAGUCCUCUCAAUUGUGUCCGUAAUAUUGUGGACCAACGGCAACUUUGAUCUUUCUGAUCUGGAGAUCACAGGCACGGCUAUUUGGAUCAACCCAUUUAUAGGUGUUCUCACCAUCAUCUCCCUCUGGCCUGUCGCCAUCAUGUUCAUGAACAUAUGCAACACACUGCGCAGCAUCAAGAUCAUACCUAAAUAUGCCAUGUACCAGUUGGUGCUGGUGCUCAGUCAGCUGCAGACGGCCAUCAUUAACAUCCUGGCCUUGGAUGGAACCAUCGCCUGCUCCCCGCCAUUCUCCUCUAGUGCCCGUGGUACCAUGUUGAGUCAGCAGCUAAUGAUCUUGGAAAUGUUCAUCAUUACCCUGGUGACCCGGUCGUUGUACCGCCGUACCUAUGACUCUCUUCCCACCGACCCCCACGAGACCGACAACGACCAGAACAGCAAGAUCAGCCUGCAGGCCCCAGAGGGGGAGCACACUGUCUGAGAGAUUGGGGUGGAGUGAGAGGGAGAGGGGUGUGUGUGUGUGUGUGUGUGUGUGUGUGUGUGUGUGUGUGUGUGUGUGAGUGUGCGUGUGUGCGUUAAAGAAAGAGAGAGGGAUUCUCUACCAAACAUUUACACUAUUGUUUUACUUGUAUAUUAAUUUUGUUUUGAUGGUGUGAUACUGUAUAUUCUGCUGUUCAAGUUGUUGGUUAGUCUUGUAUGCGAUGAAACUUACUGUAUAUUAAAAGUUGACCUGCAUUAUGCUGAAUAUAAUAUUAGAACAUAUACCUCAAACAACAUGUCUGUCCCAUCCAUAGUUCCUCAAGUUGCCUCAGCUCUCAACACGGCUAUGUGGAGUUUGGUGUGUGAGGGUGUUGGAAAGAGAUGGAGUUUAUAAACAAAAGUGGGUUAAUGGGGGUGUGAAAUAUGUAUUUUAUAUUCAUAUCAAUAAAUAUAGUGAAUUACAACUAG